UACUGGCUGUUGCUGUAAAUUUACUGUGGUGUGGAUUAUGAUUACAAGUAUUAUUGCUGCAGCGGGGGCAUUUGCUGGCCUAGGUAUCCAUGCUCGCUCUGCCAGGCUUACCUUAGUGACCAAUCCUCCUGGCCCACCAGGCUUCAAGUAGCGCGCAGGUCGAACACUGGCGGGCCUUUAACUACCAGCCUGAUCCCGUAGCUUCGGCUUGCCCUUCGCCACGCCAAUUCGAGAAAAGGACGACCGACCCUCUGGAUCAAGCAAGAUCUUGACAUCCGAUCGUCCCUCGUUGGUUGGACCCGCGCUGAAGGAGGAAACCCCAGAGAGACAGAGAGACAGAGAGACAGAGAGAGAGAGAUAUUCUAUCUUAGGACCCCUCGUGGACGGCCAUCAAAAAAAGCUGAACAACCCAUUGAGAGACAUCCCGGCAAGGAGGUACAGGACAGGGCAAGACACGACCACAAAGCGUGGAGUGAAGCGGGAGUGGAGUGCAGAGCUGCAGCCAGAGUCUCAGACACAGUCAGAGAGGAAACAUUCGAGAAAUUCCCCUUUGUUCCAUCCAGGCCCCCCUUCAGCGACCGGUCGUCCGCGAACUUUCUUCCGUUCCCUCUAGAAGACGCUGUGUUGCGUUGCGUUGCAUCUUGGUCGGCACGGAUAGUUUUGAAGCUAUCGGAGAAAAAGUCUAUUCUAGAAGACGUCGAACAACCUCGUGCCACGCACCUCGCGAUCUGCCCUCGAAUCUCGAAUCUGGACAGACGAUUGUAGUAGUACCAUCUACUCCCCUCCAGCUGCUUUAUCGUGCAUGAGAAGUUAUCGCAUGCUAGUAUGCCACCGGGUAACAUCAACGACAUCUCCAGACUGAACCUACAAAUCAACUGGUAAAUUGGCUGGAAAGGCUGUAACGCGCCAAUGGGGAACGGCCAGUCUGCUGUGUGCUUCUCAGAUGAAGUGAACCUCAAUCACUUCAGGCUCUUACGAGUCGUCGGAAAAGGGGCCUUUGGAAAGGUCAGAAUCGUGGAAAGGAAAGAUACCGGUUUGACAUUCGCUCUGAAAUAUAUCAGGAAGGAUGAAGUUGUUCGAUCCGAGAGCGUGCGGAACAUACUAAGGGAAAGGCGAAUGCUGGAGCACUUGAACUACCAGUUCAUUUGCAACCUGCGGUAUUCUUUCCAGGACAUCGAAUACAUGUACAUGGUGAUUGACCUGAUGAAUGGUGGGGAUCUUCGGUUCCAUAUUUCACGGAAAACCUUCACGGAGGAGGCUGUACGAUUCUGGAUUGCUGAGUUGGGAUGUGCUUUACGAUAUAUUCACAAACAAGGAAUUAUUCACCGAGACAUCAAGCCAGAUAAUGUUCUGCUCGAUUCGGAAGGCCAUAUUCAUUUGGCGGAUUUCAACGUUGCAUCUGACUUUACUCCUGGAAAGCCAUUAACAAGCAAGUCCGGAACUCUGGCAUACCUUGCACCAGAAGUUUACAAGGGAACGGGAUACACUGACGGAGCAGACUGGUGGUCAUUAGGAGUCUUGUUCUAUGAAUGCAUAUACAACAAGAGACCCUUCGAAGGCAGCACGCAAAGCACCUUGGCAGUGCAGAUCACGAAAGCCAAUCCCAAAUUCCCAGUCACAGAUCCCCCUGUUUCAAUGCCGUGUCUACAUGCAAUCAGUUCGUUCCUUGAGGAGGAUCCAACAAAACGUAUUGGUUCCGCAAGUUUCUACAGUUUCACAGACAACCCCUUCUUCCGGCCCAUAGAUUUUGAGGCUCUGGAGAGGAAAGAGAUAGAGCCUGUCUUUGUACCGUCAUCUGAAAAGACCAACUUCGACGCCACAUAUGAUCUCGAGGAGUUGCUUUUGGAGGAAGCGCCACUAGAGGCUCGGGCUCGUCGACAAAAACCAAGAGAACAGCUCAAGGACGAUGCUACGGAGAAGGAAAUUCGGGAGGACGAGCUUUAUAAGAUGAUCGAAGUGCAGUUCACACCAUUUGAUUACACAACCGCUGCGUAUGAAAGGUUCGUCGAAGCCUCUGAUCCAAAUGCCCCAACGAACGCCGCUCCUUCGGACUGGACACAACCUCCCCCUAUCCCAAGCGAGCCAACCUCCAGCAUAGGUCGAGCGAUCAGCAAGACUUCCUCGCGGAAAAGGUCAAAGUCAAAAUCCCAAGCAUCAUCGGUCUCAGGAUCCCCGCCCUCGAUGCCUUCGCAACAUCCACCACCUCUUCCCAAUGGACAGCCAAGUUCAAUUUCAAGGUCACAGGGCCGCCAGGGUCCUGGUCAACCUCCUCCUCUUUCGCCUUACCAGCCAUCAUACAGCCGUUCGCAGCGACCCACAGGAACCCGAAAGGAAUCGAUGGGUGGCGGUAUGCAAGUGGUAUUAGGCGAGACGGGCAGCUGGUCUGAUUUGGCCAAGAACGAUACAACUUUACCUGCGGAUGCCAAGCUUGAGGUCGCUCCAAAGCCAACAGGAAUGCUCUCGUUCCUGGGAAGGAAAAAGGGCAGAGGCCACAGCCCGAAGCCGCAGGAGCGUGGAAUUCUUGGCAAAGAGGGUGCCAGAGUCGUGAUCAGCAGCGGGGAAUGAUUGGAAGAAGCAAAAAGCCGAAAUGCCAGCAUAGAGAAAUGAGGAUACGGCCGUUCAUCUCAACAAAAUAUAGACAGAAGCAACAGAGUGCUAUCUGAAAAUACAGAGGAGGAGACGAAAAAUGCAAAUUUAGGAGGCACUUUUCCAGCAUAUAUCUUGGGUGGGUCGGUGUAUCGAGGCAGCAGUGGUCAGAUCAACAGUCAUUUAUGCAUUGCGAGGUUAGGUCAGGGUCAGGUUCGGCACGGUCUGAACACACAAGCAAGCGGGAGUUCGUCUAGUAAUUUAUGGUCAUUGGGACGGAGCCUGUGUAUGUUUCUCCUCCCUCGUUGAUUGAGGUUCGGAAUGAGAUGCGGGCAGGCUGGAGAGCACAUGCGGUGAUGGAACGGAGGAGUAAGCACGCGAGCCAGGGCCAUCUUGGGCCUUUACACCCAUUCUCUCGUGGGAGGAUACAUUGAAGAGUACGACUGCGGCCCUUGGUCAAAGACAUGAUGGUACGUAGCGACGUCAAAAGUAGUGGGUAAGGGGGUGGGUGUGUAGCAAAGUGUGUAGAUAUGAUACCAAUAUUUGAUUUUCUCCUCUUAAC
This is a messenger RNA of Cadophora gregata, 3148 nucleotides long. RefSeq lists its product as uncharacterized. The transcript has 8 exons. Gene Ontology annotation, molecular function: ATP binding; protein serine/threonine kinase activity. NCBI's taxonomy places the organism in Eukaryota, Fungi, Ascomycota, Leotiomycetes, Helotiales, Ploettnerulaceae. The record is from RefSeq and is a predicted model, not a curated record. Bases 910 to 2565 code for a protein of 551 amino acids. Gene Ontology annotation, biological process: intracellular signal transduction; peptidyl-serine phosphorylation.